UUGAGUGGCACUCACGAUAAGGCGAUGCGAUAACUUAAAUCUCACUGUAACCGGUGUGUAACAUAAUCUUUAGUAUAAUGUCAAAAUUCUUUGAGGGUAAAAUAUUUAAACAUUUUCUGCCACUUAUGAUCCUUGUCGUAGGAGGAUCAUUUCUUGUCCGCGAAUUUACAGCAAUAAAGUACAAAUAUAGAAAAGUUUCACUAUAUGAAGUAAAGAAAGACUUCGAUAAAGCGGGUAUUAAAAUGAACGAAACUCUUCCUUUGGAAACAGAAUACGAAAAUUUGAAAAAGCAGUUAGAUAUUGAUAACUGGAGUAACGUUCGAAUACCAAGACCAUGGGAAGAAACAGAAAAUACAAAAAAUUGAUAUUCUCUUUUGAAAAGUUUCUUGUUUGUAGCAAAAAUAAAUGAAUUUUAUUACAUUUGUAAUGAUAUAUUUAUAUAUACGUGUAUAAAGUUACAUUAACAGUAAGAAAACUGUAUUUGUAUGUACAUACAUACAUUUUCGUCUCUUGUAAAUAAUCACAUUUAUUCAGUCCAUAUAAUUAUCCGCUUGCAUAAUAGUUGUAGCACAGCACACAUUUUUA
This is a messenger RNA of Colletes gigas, 585 nucleotides long. It is a transcript of the gene l(3)neo43, whose product is annotated as cytochrome c oxidase assembly protein COX16 homolog, mitochondrial. Gene Ontology annotation, cellular component: mitochondrial inner membrane. Lineage: Eukaryota; Metazoa; Arthropoda; Insecta; Hymenoptera; Colletidae. The record is from RefSeq and is a predicted model, not a curated record. Gene Ontology annotation, biological process: mitochondrial respiratory chain complex IV assembly. The transcript is spliced from 3 exons. Bases 78 to 365 code for a protein of 95 amino acids.